GAGAGGCCGGCCGGCCGACCCACGAGGCCGUGAGAAAAGUGGGCGAGCGGGCGAGGACGCGCGGCCUGGCUGCGGGAGCCGGCGGCGGCGGCGGCGAGGAGAAAGGAGGCGGCUCCCGGCAUCCCGCCCCCCUCCCCCUCCUCAGCGGAUUUCCCGCGGCCCGCGCUUGCUCCGAGGCGGCGGCGGCGGCGGCGGCCCCGGCCGGGCAGACGAGGGAGGAGCCGGCGGCCAGAUAAAAUUUUAUAUUUAAAUAAUCCAGAAAAGGAAGAGCAAGCAGAUCGAGAUGUGUAGCUCCGUGGCUGCCAAGCUGUGGUUUUUGACAGAUCGACGAAUCAGAGAAGACUAUCCGCAAAAAGAGAUCCUACGAGCUCUGAAGGCCAAAUGUUGUGAGGAAGAAUUGGACUUUAGGGCUGUAGUGAUGGACGAGGUGGUGCUAACAGUUGAGCAAGGAAAUCUGGGUCUACGGAUCAAUGGAGAGCUAAUCUCUGCCUACCCACAGGUGGUGGUAGUCAGAGUUCCAACCCCAUGGGUGCAGAGUGAUAGUGAUAUCACUGUUUUGCGCCACCUAGAGAAGAUGGGGUGCCGAUUGAUGAACCGACCUCAAGCUAUCUUGAACUGUGUUAAUAAAUUCUGGACAUUUCAAGAGUUAGCAGGCCAUGGUGUACCUCUGCCAGAUACUUUUUCUUAUGGUGGCCAUGAAAACUUUGCUAAAAUGAUUGAUGAAGCAGAAGUGCUGGAGUUCCCAAUGGUGGUGAAGAACACUCGGGGUCAUAGAGGCAAAGCUGUUUUCUUGGCACGAGAUAAACAUCAUUUAGCUGAUCUAAGCCAUCUUAUUCGGCAUGAAGCUCCAUAUCUGUUCCAGAAAUACAUUCAAGAGUCUCAUGGAAGGGAUGUGCGAGUCAUUGUUGUGGGAGGUCGCGUUGUUGGCACCAUGUUACGUUGUUCGACAGAUGGAAGGAUGCAAAGCAAUUGUUCACUAGGUGGUGUGGGGAUGAUGUGCUCCUUGAGUGAACAAGGGAAGCAGCUAGCUAUCCAGGUGUCUAAUAUCCUGGGGAUGGAUGUCUGUGGCAUUGACCUGUUGAUGAAAGAUGACGGCUCCUUCUGUGUCUGCGAGGCCAAUGCAAAUGUAGGUUUCAUCGCCUUUGAUAAGGCUUGUAAUCUAGAUGUAGCUGGUGUCAUAGCAGACUAUGCUGCCUCCCUUCUGCCCGCUGGCCGGCUCACCCGGCGCAUGUCCCUGCUCUCUGUGGUGUCCACGGCCAGUGAGACUAGUGAGCCGGAGCUCGGUCCCCCUGCCAGCACUGCUGUCGACAACAUGAGCGCAAGUUCCAGCUCUGUCGAUAGCGACCCUGAAAGUACCACCGAGCGAGAGCUGCUCACCAAGCUCCCAGGGGGGCUGUUCAACAUGAACCAGCUGCUAGCCAAUGAAAUCAAACUCCUGGUGGAGUGACUCCACCGGUAAAUAAUUAACCAACAAAACCCUUGUAAAACUGUCUCCCCUCCCCCACCCCCUCCCCCCUUAACCAACUUGCAAUGCUGUUCAUGGAGAAUGCUCAGGAGGUUGAGAGAAAGAUAUAGUAAGAUUGGUUAGAAGAAGGGAAAAUAGAUGAGACCUCUGAUAGUAACACUUAACCUGGUUCAUUUGCAGAGUCUACAGAAAGGAAGAAUAGGUGAUAUACAGAGAAAUGGCAGGCUCUCUUGCUAACCUUUUCAGUGACUAAAACCCUGCUCUUAGGCCAUGAGGAACCUGAAAGUUUCUUUUUCCAUGGUCUCUUGCUUUUGUUUUUAUGUAGAAUGGUUUUGAUUCAAGUACUUGGUAGCAUGACUUCACACAGUGUCAAGAUUUGUAAAGAGGAAACAUCUGCUUAAAAAUAGAAAUGUUUUAGUAGCAAUCUGAAAAUUCUGCCAUUUCUCUCAGCUAGCAUUUAAAUGCACAUAAUUGUUUAUGAACUCUUAAGGGGCUCUGACCGGGACUUCUUAUUUUCAUGUUCAUCCUUGUUUUUUUCCCCCUUAAUUUGGGUGGGAGGGUAAUGUGACUCUAAUCCAAUAAAGAUUUUUAAUAACAAAAUUGGCAUGUUUGCAUGAUGAAAGGGAAAUGAACAGUAUUGCAAUGUCUGGUAUACAAAGUAACAUUUACUCAAUGUAGAUAAAGUUGCACUAGUUAAAGUUUGUGCAUUGACUUGUAUUUGUUAGUGUUUUAGUCUUUUUUGAAGGAUAUAUGCUCUGUUAAUGUUGCAUUUUUAAUACAUGCUGGUAACAUCCCUUGCUCUAUGACUUCAUCUUUAACAAUGGCCAAAGUAAACAAAAUGCUACUUUUUUGGUUAACAAGACACCGACUCAACAUACACAUUUAAAAGUCUUCGUGCCCCCCUUUUCUCUUGAUGAGUUGAACAUUUAAAGGAUAAGUACAGGGACAUCAUUUUGGGGAGGCAAGUAAAGGUCAUUAGGUAUAAAGCUGAAAUGAUUUCUUAAUGCUAUUUUUUGUAUUUGCAUUUUUCACAUUUUAGGAGGGUUUAUAUAUUUGUUGCAUGCAAGUGUAUGUGUUUUAUUUUUUGUUUACACCAAACAAAGAAUAGAUUCUAGAGAAUGGCAUGAUGGGAAGCAGUUUUUUCCUUAAAACGAAAGAAAACAAUUGAAUUGCUUUAGACUCCAGUAGUGUAGAGAUACUCCCCUAAGGACAAUAGGAAAGUAGAUGUUUCUUAGGCAUUGUGUGUGUGUGUGUGUGUGUGUGUGUGUGUGUGUGUGUGUGUGUGUGUGUUUUGUUUGUUUUUAUUUGUAUACUGUUUGGCAUAUGACUUACUCAAGGCUACAUGCUUUUAUUUAAUGUUAUGACUGUGCAUUUUCUCUUUAUACACUUAAGAUUUGGAGGGAGGUGGACUGGAUGUUUUAAUGCGAUUUAUUUAACAUAAUUGAGUUUCAUAUAGCCCUAUCCUUAAGCCUUCAGUACUGACCACUCUAUAUUCCUUUUUUGAAUUAACGAAAGCCCCCAGUCUGCAUAUAGUAUGAGCCUUUAAGACAAGGAUAAAGCUAUUCCAGUGAUUGAGUCUGGAAGAUGUGUUAAGAUGGCGAUGCUACAGGGUUCAACAUACUUUUUAAACAGCAAGCUCCAUCUCCCUGCAAAUUCUCUGCAGCUUCCCCCAGCUUUUCUUACCUCUCCAGUGCUGCUUUCCUUCACAUGGACUGUAACACAAUUUCUUGGACACUACUUAGAGACUUGAAGGUGAUAAUGAAACAUCAGUAUUAUCCAGCUCCAACAGAGGUUUGAUCAUGAUUAACUGUACAGUUUUCCCCAUUUGAAAAAGGAAUGUAAUAAAACUUGGUUUCCCUCAUAGAAUUAAAUAAUAUUAAAAUGGAGUGAAAGGUUGAUUGUUGACAAAUAGAAUAGUACCUAUAAUCUGUGAACUCUCUCAUUUCAUCUCAGAAAAAGAUACAUAAGGAGUUCUAAUUUAUCUUUAGGAUAUUCUAAUUGCAUCUGCACGAUUUGAUUUGCACAGGGUCCUUGGGAGUCAUAAGUACCUCUGAUUCACUAACAGAAUAAAAGUACUUGGUACUUUGCUGAAUGAUCAUAUUUUGGAGGGUGCUUACUAUUUGGUAUAGAGAAAUAAAUGAACAGUCGUGUAAUCAGAUCCUAAAAUCAGAUCUGGUUGCCACAUACAUUAUGAUACACAUGUAAGUCCAUGCAUUUAAAAACAAAUAGAACAUCUUCAUUUGAAAAGUUCAUCUUGUUAUGGUGGGAUAAAGAAAGAGGAAACUUAGAGUUAUCCAUUCUAAACCAAGCACUCUGUAAGGAGUUUUCACUGGCAGUUCCACUCCCGGUUCAUGCAGCCACUGUGCAUCAGCCAGUGCGAAAUGUAGCCCUUCACCAGCCACCUUCUGGAUAUCACACUCACACAGUAGAUGAAAUUAACAGGGUUGCUCAUCUUGAAUUCUCUCAAUUAAGGUAAGAAUAAGAGCAUUAAGGUAAGAAGGAGAACUCAAAGGAAAUGAGUGAUAGUUGACUUAUUCUAAUUGUUUUCACAACUUUUGUAUAAUCUUCACCUGUGAGAAAAAAUGUAUUUAUCAAAUCUGUGUAAUCAUGCCAAAAUCUGUAUUACUGUAAAUUUUUUGUAUGCUGUUAAAAUUGUAAUUGUUAAUUGUAUUUUAAUAAUUCUCAUGUUUUUAUGUUAUCUGCAAUGAAAAUUGGACUCUAGAGAUGAUCUAUCUAUACAUAUGAACUAUGCCACUUAAAAUUUCUAAUAAGUAUUUUUUCUUUUGAUACUUAUAAUUGGUCAUUUCUGCUGGCUUUUCUCCAAUGAACUUUGAAAUCUUUCUUUAUGCUAUCAAUAAGAAACUACCCUGGAACAUUAGAAAAAAAUCCAACAAGAGACUUGCUUUCAUCAAGCACUCCUCAGACUUUAAGAAAAAGCACUGACGGCAAUGGAGACGGCCACUGACUGUCAAUCAUCUCCUUUUUCUCAAGAAGGAAAACAUGGAAAAGCAAGCCUCUUUUCAAUGAACCCCUAGCUUGGGGUUGGGGGUGUUAGAGACAUUGUGAAAUGAAACCUUGUGUUAUAUUUUUCUCCUGGUUCGCUGUUUUGAGAAGGUUUGUGGGCUAUUUGGCUGGUGAGACACGCUCCCUUCCUAAGAAAAUGUAGGUGCUCAGACAGGUAACCUCUGCCGCUGUUUGUUUGUCUGUUUGUUCGCUUUAUUCACAUUGGCUUCUGUUGUGCUAGGAUAUAAAACAUGUAAUACAUCGUAGGAUUUAUAACCAGGGUCACUGCUUUCUUUUGUUUCUUAAAAAAGUUUCACAUAAAAUACAGUCUAGGUCCCUUGGAUUUGGAAUGUUUAGUGAUGGACAGAAGUCUGCUGUUGGAAUCAUCUAGUAUUCCAGAUUAGAUUGGAAAUGUUUUCAUUUUGUUUUGGUUUGGGGGUUUGUGUGGUAUUUUAUUUCCUUUAUCCCAAUGCACUUUGCCAUGCCUCCUGGGAUGGCUGCCUAACUCUGGUGACAUUUUUUUCCAUGUUAACAAAAGUUUGGUUUUUAAAAAUUCCUUAAUGUUUUACAUUUUAAAAAUUGUUUUUGAAGAAAUAUUCUAAUUGCUUGCACUGUUACUGUUCUUUGCCAGCCUUUUCAGGAGCCAAAAUAUACAAAUACAAACAAACAAAAAAUACUCAGAGAAAACACUUUCCUUCUUCCCCCCUCCUGAUGAUGAGUGAGAAGUUUUGAGAGCUUUGGGGUCAGUGCCCUUCUAAACUUCCCCUCCCCCAAUAAUGCAGCUGUGCAGUGGGUGCUAAGUGCAGCGGCUCGGACCAGGCACAGCCCAGCCUGCUGGCAGCAGAGAGAUAAACGGGUAGGUGGCAGCAGAGAAAGGAACUCUUGAGAGUGGCUGUUGACGUUAAAACCUGCAUAGGAGAAGAAAGAGCAUGUGACAUACUGAGUGGAGCAAGGAAGGGCAGAGAUGAAAGCUGCAUUUAGGAUGGCUGCCUCCUUACUCUGAAUGGUUCUCUUGAAAUAACCAGUGCUAUUCUGGAUGAAGACAGAUUGGAGUUCACUGUUUAAAGUAGAAGAAUAACACAGAAUAAGAAGCCAGUAGUUCUACCCUGUUGGAUUCAGUGUGGUUUCUUUUUCUAAAAUAAAAGCACUGAAUGGAAAUGAAACACA
Messenger RNA from Peromyscus leucopus (white-footed mouse), 5635 nucleotides. RefSeq names its product ribosomal modification protein rimK like family member B (gene Rimklb). Gene Ontology annotation, molecular function: ATP binding; ligase activity, forming carbon-nitrogen bonds; metal ion binding. Bases 284 to 1447 code for a protein of 387 amino acids. The transcript has 8 exons. NCBI's taxonomy places the organism in Eukaryota, Metazoa, Chordata, Mammalia, Rodentia, Cricetidae. Gene Ontology annotation, biological process: protein modification process. The record is from RefSeq and is a predicted model, not a curated record. Gene Ontology annotation, cellular component: cytoplasm.